Spirometra erinaceieuropaei is the source of this 6125-nucleotide messenger RNA. NCBI's taxonomy places the organism in Eukaryota, Metazoa, Platyhelminthes, Cestoda, Diphyllobothriidea, Diphyllobothriidae. The record is from the annotation of a GenBank genome assembly.
AUGCUGCCACGUCAAGAGGCAAUGUUUUAUCCCCCUCCACUAAAUGCUAGACGCGAAGGCGUUAUUUCCUCUGCGUCAACUCAGAAGGCCAGUGACUAUCUUUUAAAUGCAUCUUAUGUUAACAUAUCUAUAAUUAUGGAUAGGUGUAGCCACACAUGCACUAGUAUAUAUAUAUAUAUAUAUAUAUUUUCGUGGCAACUACGUACACUAAGUUAGUAUGAAAGUCGUCGCAUUAGCUCAUGUGCAAAUAUUAGUUCGAUGUACAACAUAUAUGUUGUACAUCGGAUUUUAAUCCCGACUUGGCUUUUUGUCAGACGUUUCGGGCAGCCUCCCGCGGUGCUUUUUGCCCGAUUUACCGCAGUACGGGCAAUCUGGUUAACCAAAUUAAUGUGUGGCCUCAUAAUCCAGCUUGGCUCUUCAGUGCUUACUUAAUUAAGUAAGCACUGAAGAGCCAAACUUACUUAUUUGUACUUAUUUGCAAUUAGAAAUAUGUACAGUUCAACUAUAUACAAGACAAAUAAACUAAAAUCUUACUUGCAGUGGCCGACCGCAAAAUCAGGUUACAAGGUUAUUACUUCGAUUUGUGUUUGUGGACGGGCUGACCGCGCCAUCCCAUUUAUUGUAGGUUCUAUCACACCACAGGCUUGUAUUGCGCAUUUAUCUGUAAUUUAUUGCAAUUGAAAAUAAUAUGUAAUGUCUUUGAAAACACCCGACCUCUAUGAAGCCCGUCGCCCCCUUUAGAUUCUGGACGAGAAUGUUCGCCUUAUCCACAGCAUCAUUAAUUACCAGAAAUCAGGAGCAACAAAGGAAGUUCACGAACUUCAGCAGCUGUUGCACAAGAACCUUACUUACCUCGCUACCAUUGCUGAUCAAACUACAAAUCCAGCACAGCGGCCACUCCCAAUGCAUGGUGCACCUGGUCUGCAACCUGUUCAAGGUCUGCCACCAACCAACCAACCGCCGGUAAUGCACCAAGAACCACCGCUGCCUCGUGAAAAUGUUCCGCCUUCGCAGCAACAGCAACAGUUUUCUUCCAUGUCUCAAGCACCGGGUUUCACUCAGCCUCCUACCGUAAGCCACACACGUGGCCCGUUUCCACCCUCCGGGCCAAUGUCUGCUUCCUACAUGCCAAAUCCCAUGUAUGUUACUCAAGGAACCGUCCUCCACCAGUCUCUGGGUAAGUGAGAGGAGGCAUUCCAGUCGGGCUUUUUAUUCGUUCAUCUCAGGUUUGCUUUGGUGGUCUUAGUUGUAGGUAUCCGUCGCUAGCCAUAACUCAGCUUAGAAGCCCCCGUCUGUUGUGGUUUACAGAGUGCUCGCACUUGAUUCAGCCGUAUUCAUGUCUGAUCUGGCCGACCCCGAUGAUAUCGGUACUUGCACAUCUCCACGUCUGAUGAUCUACGACAAUGGAUCCUAAGAUGUUGAUUAUCCUCGUUUCCAAUGAUGCAGAUGGAAUACCAAGUCUGUGUAUCGUCAGAUUUUGAGACCUUUUGACACCUCCAGUUUGGCAGUAGCAUUAGAUCCGGAGCUGGUAACGAUGGACGUGCCCAAACCGCCUGAGUCGUCUUCCUUGGUUGGCCUGGGAUAUUCUUGCUGCGUCCAAGCGAAGGCAGAUUCUCAUCCUUCAGACGAAGCCGGUGUUCUUUGAUAAAAAGAUGAUCUUCAGGCACAGGUUGUCAGAACUUCGACAUUUGCUUGGAAUUUACGACCGUACAAGAGAACUGUUUUCUCGAGUGCCUGACACGUCCGUAUCUCUGUGGCAGUGGAAACUUCUCUGCAUGCAUAUUUACGCGUCAUGAAGCUCACAGAAACCCGAUGAGCAACAUUGGUUUGGGUAACGAUGUCGACCCUUCUCUGCCUUUGACAUAAACUUCGGCCGAAACAUUCAAAACCCCACACUUCUUCCAACUGACCCAUUAACCUCGAGAGAUGCCUAAUCUUCGCUUAAUACAUAACUCAAAAACACUCAGGUCUUUGCAUCCGUUAUUGAAAAACCGACUGAGUUAGUGAUCUCGUCCACCCGAUACAUGGAAUUCUAUGGUCAUCGUAACUUGGUGCCAGCAGAGCAGUACAUCGUCACCGUCAGAAAACGUCCUGAAGCCAGUCUGAUGCCGUUAAAAUGAUGUAAAAAUACUUUUAAAGUGCAGUCAAUGGCGAACUUAGACAGGAUCGGCGACAUACUGCGGCGCAGCACAAAGUAAAACCAAAUAUUGAAAACUUAAAAUAUUUCCAUAGAUCAGAAUUCAGGCAACGGGCGUUUAUCAUAGUAUUUCUUUGAGCCAAACUUACGCAUCGGACGGUCUUACCUAUGUAGAUUCUAACGUAACCUUACAGUCAAGAAGAAGGCGGUUGGAUGGGAAUUGAUAAAUAAAAACCCCCGCAUCAUCCGAUGUAGGUUAACUGUUCUGAAAUCGUGUUGUUAGUAAGGAAGACUAUGCUUAAACCCGACUAGCGUUCACUGGGAGAUUUGUUGGAAGUCUGACGUUUCCGACGUUUCGCCUACUCAUGCACACACGUCUCCUUAUAUGGCGCCCUUUGCUUGAUUUGUAGCCCGCCAAUACUGCCUGUGCGACUGGAUCCGACCCGCAUUUCACCGUAACAUGCGUCACCCCCGCCCUCAUUGACCGCGGAAGUAAUUGGCGACCCCACUUGCCCCGCGCCGUGACCAUCCCCGGCAGAAGGUUCAUAAAACCAUAUAGGGGGAGGCAAAUUGGUGCGGCGGCUUACAGAGCGGUCGGUGGACAUCCAGACUUCUUGCACCCGCCUUGCUGUAUGAUCAUCGUCUCAGCUCACGAUCUCGACGGCGCCAAAAUUGAAGCUGUAUCUCAUUCACGCGGCAUGGUUUACUACCUGCGAUUUCCGGUUCAACCUUCUCACAACCAACCGAUGCUCGUGCAUCCGCGUUUGCGGUCGUCGAUCGGUUUUCCCAACGUAGUUGCACAUCUUGUAGCUGUACCAAAGUCGGCAGACAACGGCCGACAUAUGUCUGGGGAUAGGGUCUUUUGUCCGUAUCACUUGCCGACGGAUUAUGGAGUCAGACCUGUGAAAAACUUCCAUUCCGAGUGGCGUGAGGGACCCAGCCACGGCUCCGAUGCCCCCUCCCGUAUGCGGAAUGCUCCUUCCAUUAGUUGUAUUUCUUCGACCAGUCGAGAUAUUCUCGCGAGGCUAUCCCAACGGGCGUGAGCCGUUUUAUUAGAGAAGAUCUUUCGUGGAUAUCGAUGACCGGAAGCGGGUUUCUUCGUCUAUUACGCGCACAGUCCAGCACUUCAAUCGGUUAAGGACCGCGUGGGCAUAUUACCGGUACACGCGGAUCUUUGCGGUAGUUGAGAUGAGCCUUUGACUUCUUCGAAGACUUGCCUACACUUUGGGGGCAGCAUCAAUUGGGGCUACACUGUGGUCCCUACACUACCUGUUGGAGCAACAGUUCAAAACCCAAUUGAGCUUUUUCAGGUACCCAUUUAAUGAGUUAUUCGAGUAGGAUAAAUGAUGGGAUGCGUCUUUGCCUUAUGUUUGAUUGGAUAUCAAACAGCCAUGGGGAAUGUUUGAAACCUGAAUUCCAGUGGUAGCAAAGGGAUAGCAGGUCAGGAUCGCGACAGCAAUUCUUGCUGCUGCCUUAGCCUGAACGCCGCUGCCACGGCAGUAAAGUUUGUAGCCAUAGACCGAUGACAGCCAAGGUGGAAUUAAAGGAUGCGCCGUGGCGCAGAUAGUUAAUGAGUGCAUCCUCGUCCAAGUCAUUACCCGGCUUUAUUUGAUCUCAUUUCUGGCCCCUGGCAUGGGUGAACACUGUCCUGACCUAACCACACAGCCGGAUGGCCCAGGACGUAUUUUCAGGCCAUGACUGUAAAAUAGCUUCAUCGGCAUACAUUAAGCGACUAGAAGAAGCGUUUCCUUCUGACCGACGAAAACACUAAGAACGGUAUGUUUUGUGAGCUGGAUCAUAACAGUAUGCUUGCCUCAUUCAAGGCCACUUUCGAGCAAGUAACAACUUCAUCUUACACUAUAGCUCGCUGCCCAUUAACGAAGGCCCUGGUCAUCUUAGGGAGAGAGUUGAACAUAGUCUAACUGACGAUCAGUCAGCCGUUGUUUUGUCUGUUCCGCCCUACCGUUCUAGCUUGGAAAAAAAUGGAAUGAGAUCUGUGUUAUAAGAUACCCCAGUCUUGAGACCGCGAGGGUCGACGUCGGAGAGAUGAAGGUUGCCAUGUUUGGAGGCUACAUAUAGGCCCUUCGCACCUUUCGCGGUUCCGUGCUGAAGUUCUCAAAAUCAAUGUGUAUAUUGGGUAACAAUCUACGCAUCUCAUUUGUGGAGAAGCCUUUUCAGGUCCACCGACUAUAUCGAAAACAUAAAAUAGUAAAACAAAGGUUAAGUGCAUGACGCGCGUCCUCUGUCCCUCUUAGGAUUUUUUUUAAACAGGGAAAAGUGAUCACAAAUUUUCCUAGUUGGCGUAGACACUUAGUCGCCUGUAAGUUGUUUCCGUAUCGCACAGGGAAGGUCUUCCUAAUCCCCACGUGGUGCUUAUUGACGGUUUUGUUUCGACGGCCUUAUUAUAGCGUUCUUUGUCGCUAUCACUGAUCCGAACGAUAGUUCAUAUACUGCUUUUUCUUUUCUAGGUGGACCUAUGCCACCGCAGCAUCAACCAGUCCCCAUGGGAACCCCUGAUGACCGUGGCUACGUACCACAAAGGGUGAGAUAAUUCUGUCCUUAGGAACUGGCCGCUCCUCCCAAACUAAUUACUUUUAAUGCUAGCUGCAUAUUUCAUCUGCAGUUGAAAGGACGUCGGAAAGAAGGCCGCUAAGUGUCCCUCGGUCAUGUCCCAAUUGCGCAACAGAUAUCUAGACUGAUGCUCGCUUCCGCGAUAUUUAUAAACUGACCGUAGAAAGAUAAUCCGAUAGUUUGCGCUAAUGGUAGGGGGCGCUCACCGAUCGUCCAUACGGAAUUCACCCGUUCCGUUGUGCCUUAAGGGCUCUCUCUCUAGCCCAACCAGCAGCCGCACAGCGGCGCACGAUACAUAGGCAGAAUGGCAUUACCGACAAAGACAAGGGAGACUGGAAUGGCCAUUUUUGGCUUACUAGCCGUCGUCAGUCAGUCAUACCCCAGCCCGAAGUGUGGAACACCCGAGCCUUGAACUGGCGACCUGUUAGUUAGAAGUUCACGCCUCUACCCACUGGGCCACGAGCCCGUGGCCCUUGCGCUAACUCUAUAGGAGUAUUUUGCACUCCGUGCAGUAUUAUCUGAGUAAGGCACUGUCUUAGAAAUUAAUACAUCAAAAGCGAAGGCAAAAUAAUUCUACACCGUGGUUCCGACAUAGGUACUCUGCCUUUUUUGGAAAUUCACCAUACGCUAACAUCUGGUUACUUCAAUUAUGACAGUUUCUUGCCAGGUCGUCUAGUACUUUCGCGUCCGACCAGUGCUAGUGAACUAGGGGACACUUGGACUCCACAUGCUGGAUUGCAAAUGUGAACUGCAUUCGAUCAUAGAUGUCCGAAAUGGCUAUGCACAUCUGAACCACCUUAUUUACACUAGCACAUAAAGACUGUUUAAGCAGUCUCCAAAUGCCAUUCUGCACCGAUUCAUCUUUUUCGAACGGAAAACAGGCCUUCCAGCGCGUAAAACUACCGUAACUGUGGUUGACACCGUCUUUGCUCUUUUUUGUGAUUACUUGACGCUAAUAAGCCCUUCGCCGAAAAUUAUUACUAUGGUGCGUGCCUAUUAGUCAAGUAUAUUUGGUCUCCCCUGAAUGUAGCCGGGGCAAACACCAGCGCCAGCACCCAAUGGUCCAUACGGAUACCUCUACCCGACAGGUGGCCAGCCGCCAAUGCAGGGCGACAUGGGCAUGAUGCCACACCAGAUGCCGCGGCCUGUGGAGACUGGAGCAUCUGACCAGAGACAUCUCCCAAGCGGGUCGGAUUCACAGCCGGUUGCUCCGCCACACACGGGACCCCCAGCGCAGUUAAUCAACGACAGAAUCAUGAACGGUGAUACGCAGGGGAUGCUCUCGGGCAGUCCAGCACCCCCGCGAUCGGCCGCACCUUCGUUUCCUUCCACAACUACGGUGGGAGGUGGUCUCCCUCCAUCUGGCCCCUCCGAUCCAGACGGCCAUUUCCAAAAGGUUGGUGGGGCCUCAGCAUGA